GUUGCUAGUUGUUUGAAAAAACAUUGAGUAAAAUGGCACAAUUUGAAGACAGAGUAAUCGUGAAUGCUUCCCUGCUUAAACGGCACAUUGAUAAACCGGUGAGCAUUCAUCUGAAGGUGGACGAAGCCGCCAACGGUUGUAGAUCAUUCAGCGGAAAAUCGACCGACGGUAUGGAUGUACAAGUGCAGCUAUCGGAACCGUUAAAUGGCAAGUGCUCCGGAUGGGUGGAAAUUAUCGGUGUUGCCGAUACGCAGAACACUGUUCGCGGCAAAGAAAUUGUCACGUUCUUCAACAAUGGAGACAAAGUGGAAGAUUUCGACGUGGACGGCCACAACAUGAUGUGUACGUUGCUUUCCGUUUGCAAAGAUCCCUUUCCGUGUGACCCAUAGUGUGAUGAAUAUAAAUGUUGUUCCA
Molecule: messenger RNA, 414 nt
Organism: Anopheles cruzii
Lineage: Eukaryota; Metazoa; Arthropoda; Insecta; Diptera; Culicidae
Gene: RPA3
Exons: 2
Coding region: 33-389 (118 amino acids)
Biological process (GO): base-excision repair; double-strand break repair via homologous recombination; DNA replication
Cellular component (GO): DNA replication factor A complex; nucleus; site of double-strand break
Molecular function (GO): damaged DNA binding; single-stranded DNA binding
Source: RefSeq, a predicted model, not a curated record